CCGGGAUGAUAGAGAGGCAAUGACAGCUUGAUCAACAACAAGACAUUUACACAUUACAGAUCAAUAAAGUGUCUACUCUCACGUGGUGCCUGCGUGUCCCUCCUGUUCACCUAGCAGCCCCUCACUGGAGAGAAGACUGAAGGAGGAGGGCUCAGCCUCUCUUCCCCAGGCCAGCCAGCCACUAUGGAACCUUCACUGCAGAAACCCACAAUGAGCUGUGAUAGUGGACUGGUGGAGAGGAACAUUGCUGGAGCCGACCCAGAGGGGAUGUGGGACAGUGGGGCCGUGGAUCCACCCGAGGAGGAGGGCCGCACCUUCAUGCAGGUUCUCAGCGAGAAGUACAGCCCGGAGAACUUCCCGUACCGCCGAUGGCCCGGCAUGGGCGUGGUGGUAGUGCCAACUCUCCCACAAGGCUCACCCAUGAAAGAUCGUUUGAACCUUCCCAGUGUGCUCGUCCUGGCUGGCUGUGGAAUCAGCCAUGCGGGAGACCAGAGAGAGAUCGCAGCCUUCUGUGCCCACGUGAUGGAGCUCGACCUGUCCCAGAACAAGCUCCAGGACUGGCAUGAGAUCAGUAAGAUUGUGUCAAACAUCCCCAACCUGGACUUCCUCAACCUGAGCUCCAACCCGCUAAGUGAGGUUGUCUUGGAGCCUAGCGGUGCUAAGGCCUUUGCCCGAGUCCGACGCCUGGUCCUCAACAACACUCAAGUGUCCUGGAACACGGUGCUCAUACUAACACGGGAGAUGCCUGAGCUGGAAGAGCUGUUCCUGUGCCUUAAUGAGUACACCACCGUGUCGGCCUCUACUGUGCCCUGCCCCACACUGCGCCUGCUGCACAUCACUGACAACAACCUGCAGGACUGGGCCGAGGUGCGCAAGAUUGGGCCCAUGUUCCCCGGCCUGGAAACUCUGGUUAUGGCCAACUGUAACCUGAGCUCCAUUCAGGACUCCGAAGACAUGCUGCGGCGCCUCUUCCCCAACCUACGCAGCAUCAAUCUGCACAACUCAGGUCUUAACCGAUGGGAGGACAUAGAGAAGCUGAACCAGUUUCCUAAACUGGAAGAUGUGAGGCUGCAGGGGAUUCCCUUACUGCAGACCUAUACCAACACAGAGCGUCGGAGCCUCAUGGUAUCACACCUGCCCUCUGUAUCAUCGCUCAAUGGCAGUGUGGUGACGGACGGGGAGAGAGAGGACUCGGAGAGGUUCUUCAUUCGUUACCAUGUCGACUACCCAGAGGAGGAGCUACCUUACAGGUAUCACUGCCUGGUGACCAAAUACGGGAAGCUGGAACCCUUGGCUGAGAUCGACCUUCGACCCCGCUGCCACGCCAAGGUGGAGGUGCACUGCGAGGACAAAGUGGAGGAGGUGAGUAUCCGCCUGGACCAGACUGUGGCCGAGCUGAAGAAACAGCUGAGGACAGUGGUACAGCUGUCGGCCAAUCAGAUGCGUCUUUACUACAUCGACAAGGAGUGUGUCUUUGGGCCGGAGGAGAUGAAGUACCACACCAGAGCCCUCCACUCCUACAGUAUCCAGGACGGGGACGAACUCCUGGUGGUGCCUAAGGCUGGCCGGGGGACUACCACCACUGCCAAACCACUAUCAAACCUUAACUCCAAAACCUUAACUCCCCCGCCAUAGAAAUAGAAUAACUAGAACGGUCCACCUAUCAUGGCACAUUGACUUGAAUGGGUAAUGCAGUUCUAGUAAUUAUAUUUCUAUGCUCAUACCCUUCCCCAUCCUAAUCUUGUCUGAAGAACUCCCUGCACCCCUCCUUACGCCCAUCCUAUGUUUUACAUUCAGUGUGGGACACACUAUCAGGAAUAACAGCGACUCUGACUCUGAUUCUGACUGGCUUGCGUUUCACCUCACAGCACCACACAUGCACACACACACCAAUUAAUCCGAACAAAUGUGUCUUGUACGCUGCCCUCAAAAGGUGUGCGUAUUAUGUGUGACUGAGUCCCCUCUUUGUCUUGGUGUAACGCCUCUGCCCUUGACUCCUAAAAAGGCUAUCUUUUGGGGAAGGAGCACAGGAGAUAUUGCUGAGUACAACCACAGUAUCUUUUAUCUUUAAGACAAUCUCCCAUUUGCAUACCCUGUGGUGUGCAGAAGAUGUUGAUGAAAGGAUAUGGUCUACUGCUGUGCCACAGACUCUGUUUUGAGUGUACUAGGUUGAUUGUACUGUAGCUAACGGAAGUCUUCAUCGCACCGUGUCAUUCCACUUCCUCACAUGACCGAGCCAUAGUUUUUGAUGGGUUAUUCUAAGUUAGGUUUAGUUCUUCUACGUUGAAUUCAGUAAGAUUAGUAUUUUUGGAGGAUACUUGAUAUUCAAACUCAAAUCGUGUUGAGCUUUCAAAUGGUCUUUCCUUUGGCCAGUUGUAUCAUAGUGUUUAUAGGAUAUUGAUGCCUCUGACUGAAAUCAUUGAUGUACCAUAGAGUGCUGCAUGAGACUUUUCUUUCCUAAGUGUGUUUUUAUGUCGUUUGUGUGGAUCCUUCCACUGUCUGGGGCCGUCCGUAUAUAUGUUAAGCCUAAAUUACGUUUGAACACCUAUUGACACAUUUGCUUCUGUGCCAGAGACAAGGUAUCUCAGGUCUAUUGCAGACAGAGGCUUUGUGUGUUCACCAAAGAUUUGUGUGAACUCUGUGUACUGUUCAUUGCAUUGUUGAUGCAGUUUCCUUGUGUGUGAAGAGGCUCAUGCUUGGUGUUAUUUUUGUCAUUGCGAGGGCAAAGGUCACUAUGUCAGUAGCGGUUGUCUGGGACAGUAGAACUAAGGCAUUGCUUGGUACUUCACAGCUAAGGGACACCGCCACUUUAAAUCCCAAUUUACAGGCUGUUUGUUUCCCUGUUGGAUCUUAAUUUACAUAAUUUGUUAUGACAUUGUCUGAUUUGGAAGACAGUAAAGUAUUGGAAGAUGCGCUUAGUAGAGCUAGAUCUCUCUAAAGAUUGGAAACUAGACAAUAGCAGCAUAUUUCAUACCGCUUGUUGUAUUUAUUUAGUCAUUACAACAUUGUAAUGAGCGGUAAGGGUCCGUUAUUUUUGGUAGGCAUAAUAUUUCUAUGUCGCUUAGAUGGCUACUUGGUUUACUCUAGACAGCUUCUCUUGGUUAGUGAACCAAUGUUUUAAUGUAGUCAGUAUGCACUGGCAAUCAAUCAAUCAAUCAAAUGUAUUUAUAAAGCCCUUUUUACAUCAGCCGAUGUCACAAAGUGCUAUACAGAAACCCAGCCUAAAACUCCAAACAGCAAGCAAUGCAGAUGUAGAAACACGGUGGCUAGGAAAAACUCCCUAGAAAGGCAGGAACCUAGGAACAAACCUAGAGAGGAACCAGGGUCUGAGGGGUGGCCAGUCCUCAUUCAUAGAUGACCAGCAGGGUCAAAUAAUAAUAAUCACAGUGGUUGUCGAGGGUGCAACAGGUCAGCACCUCAGGAGUAUAUGUCAGUUGGCUUUUCAUAGCCGAUCAUUCAGAGUUAAACACGGCAGGUGCGGUAGAGAGAGAGAGGGUCGAAAAACAGCACGUCCGGGACAAGGUAGCACGUCCGGUGAACAGGUCAGAGUUCUAUAGCCGCAGGCAGAACAGUUGAAACUGGAGCAGCAGCACAACCAGGUGGACUGGAGACAGCAGGGGUCUUCAGGCCUGGUAGUCCUGAGGCAUGGUCUUAGGGCUCAGGUCCUCCGAGAGAGAAAAAGAGAGAGAGAAUUAGAGUGAGCAUACUUAAAUUCACACAGGACACCAGAUAAGACAGGAGAAGUACCCCAGACAUAACAGACUGACCCUAGCCCCCAGACAAAUAAACUAUUGCAGCAUAAUUACUGGAGGCUGAGACAGGAGGGGUCGGGAGACACUGUGGCCCUGUCCGACUAUACCCCCAGACAGAGCCAACCAGGCAGGAUAUAACCCCACCCACUGGCAGGCACACUAAUGCAUUAAUGUGAAAAAUGAGAGUGGCACUGUCUAAAGGGAUAAAGAUUUAAUCAAAUAUAAAGGAAUAAAACAUUAAUCUGAUUCUGGAGCCAUGGCUUAAUGUAUAUUUAGAAAAUGUCAUAUGCCUAGAUGUAAUGGCUUCCCGUGAUUUCUGAAAUUAUUUCUGUUUCAUCAUCAUCAACAUAGCACAUUUAAGGAUUCUGAAUUAAGGUAUCAACUUAUAUCUGCUAGAGUUUGACAUGUUUGAAAUGCAGAAAUGUGUCAUUUUAAUUACAUUUUAACGUAUAAUAUUUAUUUAUUUGUUUGUUUUUGUGUGAUGCUUUCCCUAGUAGUGUCAGCACACACUGAAUUGAUGCACUAGUUAUUUUCAUGAUCAGUAUGUUUUCGGGUAAAGGAUUUGUUUAGCAUCUAUUCCAGGUCACCACCUUACUUUAGUCUAGGUUUAAUAGCCAAUGCUUUAUACUUCAUUUAUGUGUUAUUUGUUCCGGAGUAGUACAAAUAUUUAUCGCUGUUGUGGGUUAGUGCCUAUCCUGAACCACAAAUUAUUUAUAAAGCCAUUAUGCAGCUCCACAAUAAUCAGGUACAGUACAUAUAUCUCCUGCUGUUCUGUUGUAGGUAUGAAUCCUUCUGCUUAUUCAACCUAACCUUGUGUAUUCUCAUCAUUGUGUAAAAUGUGGGAAGAAGAAAGGGAUACUAAAGUAAUGUACCACUUACUGUUGUAUUGAAGGGAAUGGUUUAAAUGUGGCAAAAGAAUCUGAGAAUUUCAGCCACAUUACAUGCUAGGUAAACCCGGGCAGCUCGCUACAUCGAAAUGAGCAUGAUUCUAAACACCUGAUAUAUGUGUGGUCCGUGAGUUCAACCAGUAUAGAGACUGUUUUCUGAUUGUCUGCCUCCUGGAUGUAACAAUGCUAUCCAAAUGUGUUUACUACGGUACAUGCAAAUGUUUAGAAAAGGUAUAUAUGUGUGGCAGAAAUAUAAGUAUGGAACAUGUAUCAUUCAAUGAUGGCUAUAUGAGUUUGUAUGAUUGAAUGCAAUUUAAAUGGCAGAUGAGCAGAUUGAUGUAAUUCCUCUGAGCUCCAUAUUAGUCACCUGUGUAGAGAAAGAUGCAUACAAGAAUAAACAGCAGUGUCUUUUC
Oncorhynchus masou masou (cherry salmon) is the source of this 5052-nucleotide messenger RNA. RefSeq names its product tubulin-specific chaperone cofactor E-like protein. The transcript has 10 exons. Gene Ontology annotation, molecular function: protein binding. NCBI's taxonomy places the organism in Eukaryota, Metazoa, Chordata, Actinopteri, Salmoniformes, Salmonidae. The record is from RefSeq and is a predicted model, not a curated record. Bases 184 to 1635 code for a protein of 483 amino acids.